CAUAUUAUUAGUUUGAUGUAUCUUCUUUCAGUACUUAUGCCUCGUUGAUACGGGGAUAGUGCUGGAUAGUGGGUCUUUAAAAUAAAAACAAUUAGAAAAAAAGUGCUGUGAAAAACAUAUUUUGUGAGAGAGGAUUUCAUUAAAAACAAACCAUGGCGCUCUCAAUAACCGCCAAGCUGAUUAUAACGGUCGUAGUCCUGGGCGUGAUCGGCGGUAUGACAGCCACUAUAGUUCUGCUAUUGACGGAAGAAGACCAGGCGUAUGACAGUACUACCAGCACCACUUCUACUCCUACGACGCUGGUGUCGACUACUGAUGUGGGGGGAGAGGAUCUGCCGUAUCGAGUGGGAGUUGGUAUUGCCGAUAUGACGGGGCCUUGCGUGGAUAUUACUUUUAUGGGUUACGCAGAAGUGGGGCAAAGCGGCCGAGGUCUCCACCUGCGUCAGUUCGCCAGGUCCUUCAUCUUCGUGAAGGGAGACACCAGGAUAGUCCUGGUCACCGCUGAGGUGCAAGCUGUCGGUAUUGCAGUCAGAAGACAGGUGGUGAAGAAUCUCCAAGACCUGUACGGCGACAUGUACUCCCUGAGGAACGUGAUCCUGACGGGCACUCACACGCACAGUGGCCCUGGAGGUCACAUGGUGGACUUUAUCCUGGAUAUCAGCAUCCUCGGCUUCUCGCAGGAGACCUACAAUGCUUAUGUUGAUGGCAUAACCAGGAGUAUAGUCCGUGCCCACAACAACAUAGUACCAGCUCGCCUGUUCUUCGGGCAGACGAUGGUAACGGGCGCUCACAAGAACAGGUCUCCCUACUCCUAUGACUACAACCCUGAGGACGAGAGAGCUCGCUACGACUCCAACACAGACGACAUCCUCACUCAAGUGAAAAUCGUGAAGGCAGACAACAGCCUCCACGGCGUGAUGACGUGGUACUCCGUGCAUACCACCAGCAUGAACAUGACGAACCAGCUCGUCUCGUCUGACAACCUCGGGUAUGCAGCGCUGAGAAUGGAGAAGGAACUUAACCCUCAGAAUAAGCCGGGCAAGCCCGACAUCGUAGCAGGUUUCUUCUCAUCCAGCCUGGGCGACGUGUCCCCCAACACCCGUGAAGCCCGCUGCGAGUUCUCUGGCAAGGAGUGUGACAACCAGUUCAUCAUCUGCGAUCACCUGGAGAGGUGCUUCGCUGAAGGACCCGGCAGAGAUAUGUUUGAAAGCACUAAAAUUAUUGGCGAUGCAGUGUUUGAAGGAGCUUGGGAAGUACUGAAGUCCGAAGGUGAGGAGUUGACAGGAGAACUGAAAGUUAUUCAUCAGUUCAUUGAGAUGGGAGAAGAAACUGUCGCCAAGUAUGACCCAAUCACUCAGACCUUCGACGUUAAUAAUCCAGUAAAAGGCUGUGUUCCGGCCAUGGGCUACAGUUUUGCUUCAGGGACGAUCGAUGGUGCCAACACACUGAAUAUUACUCAGGGCACAAUCGAAGGUAAUCCGCUUCUGGACUUCGUGGGUGGUAUAGUAGCUGAAGCUACUCCUGAAGAUGUGGAAUGUCAGGCUCCGAAACCCAUUCUACUGGCUACCGGACGAGCCAACUUCCCCAUCCCAUGGCAUCCUCACAUCGUAUCAGCUACCCUCAUCUGGCUCGGAGACCUGGUGAUCCUGGGCGUGCCAGGAGAGCCAACCACCAUGUCCGGCCGGCGCAUGAAGGCCGUGGUCGGCGACGUGAUGGAGAGGCACGGGUUCGAGCCAAGAAUCGUGGUCUCAGGGUUGAGCAAUGAGUACAUACAUUAUGUUGCUACUUUUGAGGAGUAUCAGGUACAAAGAUACGAGGCAGCUUCUACGAUCUACGGUCCCAACACAUUGGACAUAUUCCUGAACAAAUUCAGUGAAUUCGCCACCAUUGCUAUUGAGGGUGGUGACGUGCCAGAGGGACCAGAGCCAGCAGACAACCGCGACAGAACUCUCUCCCUCAUUACACCGGUAGUCUUCGACGGCACUCCUCUCGGCAGGCGCUUCGGAGACUGCAUUCGGCAGCCACCCAGUGUUGCACGCAGCGGAGAUGUGGUGUCUGCUACUUUUGUGGCAGCGAAUCCUCGUAAUGAUCUGAAGCAGGAAGGCAGCCACGCGGUCAUCGAGAGGUUGGAGCUGUCACAGUGGGUGGAGUACACCAACGAUGCUGACUGGGAUACUAAGUUCACAUGGGAACGUGUAUCCACUCUCACUGGUACCAGUCAAGUGACGUUUGAAUGGAAAGUACCAGAAUCGGCCAUCUUGGCGUCCUACCGUAUUGUCUACCACGGAGCGUCCAAAGGCCUGCUUGGGAACAUCUCGCCUUUCCGAGGAGUUAGCAAUGCCUUCCAAGUUAUUGGAUAAUUUCAAUUUAUUUGAAGAAUAAUUUAGAUUAAUAGUUUUUUCUUCUAUAUCUACGUUUUUGUACCUAUACUAUUCGUCUUGAGGAAAAUGACUCCUAAUUAUGUUCAAGUACAAAAUAAUGUUUUUUUUUAAGUCUAAUUUUAAACGUUUCUGUGUAAAUAUGUACAUUAUUGUUAUUUAAUAUUAUUAAACGCCUAAUUAAUAAUUGUUGAAAAAUUGUU
Molecule: messenger RNA, 2581 nt
Organism: Helicoverpa zea (corn earworm)
Lineage: Eukaryota; Metazoa; Arthropoda; Insecta; Lepidoptera; Noctuidae
Product: neutral ceramidase-like
Exons: 15
Coding region: 153-2360 (735 amino acids)
Biological process (GO): ceramide catabolic process; long-chain fatty acid biosynthetic process; sphingosine biosynthetic process
Cellular component (GO): extracellular region
Molecular function (GO): N-acylsphingosine amidohydrolase activity
Source: RefSeq, a predicted model, not a curated record